GGACUGAAGCGCUAAGUAUAAAAGGAGGACUGUUUACCUUGAUUCACACAUGACAGUUAUGAAUUGAAGGCUGAUAAUCCCAGCCACCAGGCCGACACACUACCUCCGAUCUGUCAAAUGAAACAUACUCGAUCCCGGCUGUGCUGCCUCACGGAUUAGCAGCAGGAUUUAACCGAUCUGGGAGCAGCUUUUGAGCACUUUGGAUCCACAACAAACGGAGCUUUAACCCGCGGCUGUUAACAGAACAAAACGGAUGACAGUGUGGUGGUCAGAGAUGGGAGAGGGUCUGGGGCCUCUCUCCUCUGUAGGAUGGUAGCCGACAGCACAUUGGAAGGCCAUGACAAGACACCAUUGUCAAGCUCAUCCUCGUCAUCAUCUUCCUCAUCAUCACUGUCUUCAUCUUCUUCCCUGUCCUCAUCCUCAUCCUCCUCCUCGUCUUCGGCUGGGAGCAAGGACUUCACUUUGAGCCCUCGGCCAACCGAGUCGGAGCAGUUCCAACGUCAAGCUGUUCCAGAUCUGAGCCAGAAAUCCUCCGCAGUCCCCUUCAUCUAUCAGACUCACUUCCGCACCUUCUCCUGUCAGGAGGACUGCAAGAUCAUCACCGAAACCGCCUCCAAGCUUGAGCACAGCGGCUUCUACUGGGGCCCUUUAGGAGUCGAGGACGCCCACCGCAUGCUGAGAGAAGCUCCGCUGGGCAGCUUCCUCAUCCGCGACAGCCGCCAGAAAGACGUCUUCUUCACGCUGUCCUACCACGCCAAGAGUGGCCCGGUCAGCAUCCGCAUCGACUACAAACACCGGAAGUUCUCACUGGCGGGCAACGAGCGCUCCUUUCCGUCGCUCUUCGCCCUCUUGGAGCAUUACAUAAGUUCUCCAAAGAAAAGCCUGAGCGUCCCCUACAGGAAAUGGGAGCCGACGCUGCAGGAGCUGUGCAGGAAACGCAUCAUAGAGCUGUGUGGGGGAGGGAGUCGUGUCCGAGAGUUGCCGUUGACACAUGUUGUCAAGGACAUGCUUUUGGAAUUCCCUUACAAACUAUGAGCAGUUUGACUUUUAAAGUUCUGGUAGUAUUAUUUCUAAUCUCAAGGAUGCAGCUCCUACCAAGUAGUGAUGAAAGUUUGGUACAUCGUGGGUUGGAAGUUAAGACUGUGUUGAAGAUACAAACAGUUCAAAAUGCUA
Molecule: messenger RNA, 1173 nt
Organism: Cheilinus undulatus (humphead wrasse)
Lineage: Eukaryota; Metazoa; Chordata; Actinopteri; Labriformes; Labridae
Gene: socs1a
Product: suppressor of cytokine signaling 1a
Exons: 2
Coding region: 310-1035 (241 amino acids)
Biological process (GO): intracellular signal transduction; phosphatidylinositol phosphate biosynthetic process
Cellular component (GO): phosphatidylinositol 3-kinase complex
Molecular function (GO): 1-phosphatidylinositol-3-kinase regulator activity
Source: RefSeq, a predicted model, not a curated record